Molecule: messenger RNA, 743 nt
Organism: Suillus subalutaceus
Lineage: Eukaryota; Fungi; Basidiomycota; Agaricomycetes; Boletales; Suillaceae
Exons: 2
Coding region: 263-487 (74 amino acids)
Source: RefSeq, a predicted model, not a curated record
AGACAAAUGAUCAAAAUGACAAGCGACCCCGAACACCAUCCUCGUCGGGGUCAUCUGCCUGCCACGCUGGUAGAACAUGGUUCCACCAAGUUCUGCCGGGAGAACUGCUUCACAGCAGUUCUCCCUACAACACUGGUUCUACCUAAAUCACUAUGCCAAACAGGAUCUAGGCUAAGUUAUUUUUCCCGAGUAUUAUAAGAGCAAGUCACUUUCCUCAGUCCCGUUUGUAGAGCACCUCAACAGUUCAUCCCUCGCAUAAACAAUGCUUUUCUCCGGCAAGUUCCUCACCGUUAUUGUUGCGCUGACAACAACUAUGAUGUCUGUCAGUGCGUGCACGCAUGAUGGCCAGCUUUGCACCAAGGCCAGUGACUGCUGCCAAGAAGUGCCGUUCUGCGUUACCCUGACGAGUGAUAUUCAUGUGUGCCAGUCAACUACCAAAAUACCCUGUAGGUAUAAUAUAUCAAUAUCUAACAUUGUAGAAGGCUGAUGUUAUAUCAGAGCCUGUGGUCCAUAGACUAUGAUGUAUCUCCUACGUAUCACAUAGACCGUAAUACAUCAACUCUCUGUCCUGUAUGUAUCACCUUCCUAUUGUUCAAACUUCAAGUAGUGCUGCCGUGGUCCGGUUCGGGUUUUUUCUGGUCCGAACGCGAACCAAACCAUAAAUUUUUCAAAGUACAAACAUUGAUACUAGAAUUCAAACGUUCAGCGCUGCCCGGUGAAACUGAUGCGCAGAUAUGCUUAAA